GACUGUAAUACAAAUAAAAUAUUAUAAAUAAUCAAAGAAACGUUUAAAAAAAAAUGAACAAAUAGGGUCAUGAAAAUGCUACCAAGUGUAAUAUUGGCAAAUGUUAACAUUUAUAAACUAUAAGGUAUCUCACUAGCAAAUGCUACAAACACCAGCAGUUGCAGUCGGAUAUGCUCUUUCCUCUACAGUACGACAGGCUACUGGUUUGGUUGUAUAUGUUGAGUAGUGGGUGAUUUCGGACACAGCCCUUGUUUGCCACCGUUCUAUCCCAUAAUCGGUCGAGUACAUUUGUGGCAUCUCAGGCUGCCACCAGAAAUACCAUAUAAACGGCGAAAGAUGCCGUGGCAUCUGAGGAAAAAUCGUUGGCAUCAACCUGCCACCCGCAUCACUGCAUCACUGCCACUGCUAAUGGGGCAGAUGCCGUGGCAUCUCAACCUGCCACUAAAAAUGCCACUGCUAACGUGGCAGAUGCCGUGGCAUGUCAACCUGCUGUCACUCACAGUUUGCGCACUCCAGUAGGCUUUUCAUAUUUCUAUUGAUAAGAUUUUUCCCAUGAAUUUCAUUUGACAUUCCUAUACCAGCUUUUCCGAAAUAGCAUAUUUAUUCAUUUCAACCGCGAGUCUGUGGAUACACAUGGGUUGACAUUUGCGUAAAGAUACGCACAUUUUCCCGUCAAGUUCGACAUUGAUAAAUGCCUACCUUUGCGUCAAAACUGACGUACGCAUGGUUUACACCCAUAUAUACAUGAGGCCCAUGGAGAGGAGAUGUGCCUGGGUUACAGUGCGUCAAUAAGCAACCGGGAAAGUGAGCCGAUUCCCCUACCUAAGCCUUAGCAAAUUAACAAGGUUAGUCUGAGAUUUGAGGAGAUUUUUCUUCAUUAAAAGAAAGAUGAUGACAUUUUUAAAAUAUAGUUCCCAUUUGGAAAGCGUUUCAGGAUGGAUGAGAGGAAGUUAUUCAAUAGCAUUUACAUUUACCUCCAGCAGGGUGUAGCAUUUUUAGACUUGCCACCGUACCUAUAGCAACGACUACAACAACAAAAAGAAUUAAUGUUACAGCUCAGACUUGGGAUAAUUGAAAGUGACACCAAAUGUUCCUUCAGUUGUUGGUAGCUAAUUCGUCUAGCUAGGAAAAAUGAGUCAAGUCCGUAACCUACCUGAAAAUCCAGAGGAGAGAAUUGCAGCCCGUCGUCUCCGGAUAGUUGCUCGAAGUAAAGCCAAUAAAAGAGAAGAUGGAGUUGACGCCGUUGAUAAUGUAACAAAAGAGGAGCCCAGGAAAAGCCAGGAGCAAGUGGAACUGAGUGAGAAGCGCAUGAUAAACCUGCAUAGAGACGGGACCGAGUUGGUCACCAACAUCCAGGUAGCAGCGGAUGCUAGGGAGUCCCAGCGGCGGGCAGAAAUGUACGAGGCAGGCAGACUCAGGGUGGAGAAAUUGGAAAAUGAGGCAAAGUCAAGCCUAGAGAAGUUUGAGGAGAUCACCAGGAAAUGGACAGAGGCCAAGAUGAAGGAAAUCCCCCAGGAUCUGAGAGACUGUCUAAACAGCCAGCAGCAACUGUGUGCCCAGAUCAUAGAGGACAAAAACAAACUAAUCCACGAGCUGCAGCAGGAGGUAAAGUUAAGUGACGACCGCUACGUCAAAAAUCUGAAGAAGCAGGCAGAAGAUAUAGACCUGAUAAUUGAGAGGAUGGAGGACCAGGCCAAGUUCUUGAUGAGCUCCCUCAGGGAUGAACUGGUCCAGAUUGAGAAUUCCUUUGAGCAGGAGCGGAAGAUUCUAUUGACGGGGAACAGGAAAAAAUGGGAACAGCACACAGAGGAGCGCCGUCACAAAGAGAUGGAGAAUGUUAUGCAGAGGAUGAGGAGAAUGGAGGAGUAUGAGGAGUCACUGCAGCAGCUGAGGACAACUGAUGCAGAGGAGUACAACAUGAUAAAGUUCAAACUUGACACAGAUGUUCAGGUUCUCCAGCAGAAGCUGCAGCAAACGAAGGCUACGUUCCAGCUGAAUCAGGAGAAGCUUGAUUAUAACUUACAGGUGAUGAAAAAGAGAGAUGAAGAGAACACCAUCAUUAAGUCCCUGCAGAAGAAAAAAAUCACCAGACUGCAGGAUGUUGUGAGCAGCCUGAAGAUCAAAUGUGCUAAUGAAGAAAAGCUGUCUAGGGAAGAGAACCAGAAGCUCACUGAAGACUACACACGCAACAUGCAGCAGUACAAAGACAUGCAGCAGAAGAUGAGGCACUUUGCGGCUAUCGACGCCAAGAAGUUUGAGGAGGUUUGGCUGAUGAACGAGGAGGAGGUCAAGGCGCUGGUGACGAAAACCUUGGACACGGACCGGUUAAUCCAUGAACAGCUGCUGGGUCUGGCUUGGCAGCGCCCUCCGAUGGCCUUCAUGGAGCGCUGUGGACCCUUAAAGAACCAGAGACAGGCCCAGAACACAGCACGCCAGACUGCCGCUGAGCUGCUCCAGCCUGUGGGGACCAGUCCAUGUUGCCUGGGGAAUUACAAGGAGGCUAGUGCUGGGCCUGGAUAUACGUGUGAAUCAGGAGUAGGGCAGGAGAGCAGGAGCAGCAAGGCCGAUAAGACUGGAAAUGGGGGGAAGAACAGCGGGACAGUGUCGAUCAAGACAGUCAAGAAGCUCCUGGAGCUGCUCUGCGACGAGGCGGGUUUUUUGAUAGAGAGUAAACUUCUCAAGCUCCUCUCUCCACUGGAGAAGGACGAACAGUGUCUCAUGAAGAUGGACUCCAUCUUCACUGCCCUGGGAAUAGAGAGCCAGGAAGAUGUGCAAAAGCUGGUUAAUUUUUUUAUGGAAUACUGGCAGCUGCAAGGGGAUCUGGCCCAGGAUGUGUCUGCCGGAGGUGGAGGCGGGGGCAGUCCUCAGGAGGAGGCAGGGGAGUGGACCUCUGACCUAAUGAACCCCAAUGAUGUUCUUGUGGCCCUGAAGAGCUUCACUGCCUGUCACUGCCGGCAUAGGGACGUGGUUGCCCCUCAAGGUGCUAAUAUGCUGGCUCUAGGAGGGAGAGAUGACUCUGAAGAUGCAGCCUACUGGAAGUCCAUGGCUGACGUCAUCCCAGAGGCCAAGGUCAAGGUCUGGGACGCCCUGGAGACAGCACUCAACAAAUAUCAUACUGUUCUGAUGGAUAGGUGCAAGCUCAUCAAAGACACACAGAGUCUGAAACAACAGAAUGCAGAGCUACGGAUGCUGCUGCACCAACAUGCCAACUCCAGGGUCAGUGCUUAGCUGGAGAUCCCGCCCACUAAGGUGAAGCAGUUGGCUCCUGAGGGAACAAGCUGACCACUCAGGAAGAGCCCACACAAACCCACAGUGCAGUGUACAUUUUUCUAUAUUUAAUUAUGAAAAUAUCUUCUUUAACUUAGAAAUUUAUAUUCAAGAAGAUAUUUAAGGUUUUAAAAUGGGAGUAUUACCUUUGAUUAAAUCAAAAGGCCUGAGUAGGUGUGGUGUAUGGCCAAUAUAUGGUGCCCUCCAUGAAUAUUGGGACAGAAAAGUCCCAGUACACUCUAAGCCUAUUACAAUACAAUUAAAGGUAAAUGAGGCAGGAAUAGACAGACUUGAGGCAAGAGUACAGACAGCUUUUACUGUACAUUGGUAGCCAAGAUGUUUCUGUACUCUGAAUUCAUUGUGCUACUGCCAUCAUUUGUUACAUAAUCAAUAAAGAUGUCUGUUCCAGAGGCAGUCAUGCAUGAUCAUGCCAUGACACUACUUCCCCCAUGCUUCACAGAUGAGGUGGUAUCCUUUGGCUGAAGGAACCGAUAAAUUUCAAUUCUAUAUUUAUUUACAUAUUCAAUGAUUCUUCAUUCUUUUAACUUAUUUAUUAUAGACAUGUAUACCUAUGUACAUA
Molecule: messenger RNA, 3847 nt
Organism: Esox lucius (northern pike)
Lineage: Eukaryota; Metazoa; Chordata; Actinopteri; Esociformes; Esocidae
Gene: drc1
Product: dynein regulatory complex subunit 1 homolog (Chlamydomonas)
Exons: 16
Coding region: 1132-3228 (698 amino acids)
Biological process (GO): cilium-dependent cell motility; regulation of cilium movement; axonemal dynein complex assembly
Cellular component (GO): axoneme; axonemal dynein complex
Source: RefSeq, a predicted model, not a curated record